Desarmillaria tabescens is the source of this 2776-nucleotide messenger RNA. RefSeq names its product potassium transporter. The transcript has 22 exons. The record is from RefSeq and is a predicted model, not a curated record. Lineage: Eukaryota; Fungi; Basidiomycota; Agaricomycetes; Agaricales; Physalacriaceae. Gene Ontology annotation, molecular function: high-affinity potassium ion transmembrane transporter activity. Gene Ontology annotation, biological process: potassium ion import across plasma membrane; intracellular potassium ion homeostasis. The coding region runs from base 181 to 2454 and encodes 757 amino acids. Gene Ontology annotation, cellular component: plasma membrane.
GUUUUUUUGUUUCCGUCUACCAUCGCGAGCAGCAUGCGUCUCUCUUUCUGACCUGUAGAGCCUGCUUUCAGGUGAAGCUUAUACCGUUAUUCCGCAUAUACCCACUCUAGUGAAUUGGAACCGCAGAUACUUAACUUGGAACUGACGGCGAAGACGGUAUCGAUACCGACUACAUUGACCAUGGAUGGGACGCAGAAGAAAAUGAAAGAAUCGUUCAAGCUGAAGAACCUUGUCGCGUCAAUCCGGAGCAUCGAGUGGACCUUCUAUCGCAUUCAUUUGGCGGCCUUCGUCUUCGUUCCACUCAUAUCCUCAGGAAUAUUCUACGCUUGCAACGGCAGGUUCCGUAUCAGCUAUCUGGAUUCACUCUUUCUAUGCUACUCCGCAAUGACAGUGACUGGGCUAUCGACGGUGAACUUGUCAACGCUGACCGUGUGGCAGCAGGUCAUGCUCUACUUGCUAAUGAUGGUGGGCGAUAUCACGACGGUAUCGUGGAUCAUGGUACUGGUGCGAAAACACUAUUUCCGAACACACUGCGAAAAUCUCCCCGACAGGUUGAAGAUAUUUCCUACACGCAAGGCUUUCCUUGCAUCCAUUUCUUCCCCCAUCGCCGCCUUUAGACCUCGCGAUGUUAUCCCCGUAAACGGAAAAUACGCCCCGCAGCUCAAUUUCCAUCAGCCCACGCCGGUGGCGACCACGUCCCCAGCAACCAACACUAACGAGAUGGUACCGACGUUCGUGAACGGACGAAGAAGCGAGGAGGGCGACGGUGAUAACGUGCUUUCCGAUGUGCAUACAUUCACCUCAUCGCCUCGCGCAGCCACCCUGCACCUUUCGCCCGUCCAGAGUCGCACCUCGGCCCGCCGCGGCGUAGACUUUGACCUCACGACUUCAAUGACGCCAUCUAUGCGCCAGAGAAGGAUGAGUGCCGCUCGUGCUGGCGUCCCGCUCCCGACGAGGGGCAUGACAAUGCUAGUUAGCCAGGAUACAGCUGGAAAUACACAUGAAUUAUGGAGUGAUAUUCCCGGUCCCAUACAGGUCUUCAAAAAACUGUUCAAACGCUCGGCUCCAGGCGCAUAUAGGAUGUUUCAGCGCAAGAUGACUAUGCCGUACACGUCUACUUUGGAGGCCAGCAAGACCAAGUGGCUUAAUUUCGACCUGGACGUGGGGCCGAAUUCAAACUUUUAUACAGAGAUAUUAACGGAUGAACAGUUGGAGGCUAUUGGAGGUGCCGAAUAUCGGGCGCUAAGGGUUCUCAGUUACCUUGUGCCCACGUACUUCGUGGCUACCCAGAUUCUCACCUAUCUCAUAUUCGCUCCUUGGUUAUCCACUUCUUCGAGUUAUGACAGCGUGUUUGAGGCGCAACCCCGUCUCGUCAAGAAGCCAUGGUUCUCACUCUUCCAAGUUAUGGGAGCCUACACCGGAGGUGGUUUAUCCUUGGUUGAUCUAGGGAUGCUUCCUUUCCAAACCGCAUAUCUCAUCAUUUUUCCUUUGAUGUUUGUCAUCUUAGCAGGCAAUCAUGCCUUGCCUAUAUUUAUGCGACUCAUAAUAUGGAUAUGUUCCAAAUUUACCAAACCAGAGUCAGAUCUGGAUAAAGCAUGGGACUUCCUUCUUCAUCACCCUCGACGAUGCUAUUUCUACUUGUUCCCCAGUCAUCAAACUUGGUUUCUGGUGAUUGUUCUACUCUUGAUGAGUGUUGUGGAAUGGGUCGCGUUUGAGGUGCUCAAUACCGGACUGGAGUUUUAUGAGGCUAUGUCGAUUGGCGCUAAGAUUGUAUCGGGCUUGUUCCAGGGACUGGCUGCACGGGCAUCCGGAUUUUCGAUCGUCCCUUUAGCUUCAAUUGCCCCUGCCGUUCAGUUUUUAUAUGUGGUAAUGAUGUAUAUUGCGGUGUACCCUGUUGCAAUGAGUAUUCGUUCGACCAAUACGUACGAAGAAGGAUCACUUGGUGUAUUCGAAGCCCCGCCACUGGAUGAGGAGGAGUUUGAAGACAAAGACAAGGAACUGGGAGAUCCCAAAGACAGAGAGCCGCGACAGCGUGUGGCGAGGUAUUUAGGGUGGCACUUACGUCGACAGAUGUCUGAUGAUAUCUGGUGGAUGGUCUGGGGUGUCCUCCUUGUUGCCAUUAUCGAGCGAGGCAACAUUAUAGACGAUAAUAAGAAGUGGUUCGAUUUGUUCAGAGUGCUUUUCGAGCUAGUCUCUGCAUUCGGUGGAAUCGGGCUGAGUCUGGGGUUCCCUUCGGAUAACAUGUCAUUCGUUGGUGCGAUGAGACCGCUGUCGAAGUUGGUCAUUAUCGUAGUGAUGGUACGUGGACGACAUCGCGGUCUUCCUGUGGCUAUUGACCGGGCGGUGAAGCUUCCCACCGAGCUCGCGACAAAAGGUAAGAACGCGGAGAAGGAGAAGGAUAAUAAUUUGGAACCGGUGGAAGAGAUCACCGUUACUCCCCGUGAAUUGUCAUAGCUUUUUGAAUACCCUGGUUUCUGUUGCUUUCCUCUGGAGUUGCAUAUCCUCACCGAUGUAUAUAAUUCAUAGACCCAUCUAGACACUACUACCUACUUCUUGACAUACCGAAUGUUAUAUGCUGCGGCUCCGAUGUACAAUUCAUUAUAUCAUUCUCUUAUUGUAUACUUCAUGCCCAUGACGGGAUGUGGAUAGCAAUCUGAAUCAAAGUGGAUUAGCAGAUGACACGAAUGUCAGAUUUGAUUUCGCCCUUACCCUUUUGUUCUGCUUGUCCUUCUGUUAACGAUGCGAUCGGAAAGUGGUCUGGUACAAUGGAAAGAUC